AUAUAAUCGGGAUAUAGGGAAAUGGGGGCCGCAACGGAAAUGACCCGGAGGCAAGGGCCGCAUCGAAUGCCAAAGGGGCCAUGUUUGAACCACUGUUAAGGUAACUUACCCAUAAUACGAAGGUUCAUGGCCCCUUGCAUAUAAAGGUGAGAAUCUGAGCACAUUCUGCGCCGCACCUGAUUGCAUUUCACUUCUUUCUCGCCUUCCUCCGUUCAACAGACACCAAUAUCAAGAGCUUACGACCUCACACCUCACACCUCACACGAUCCCAUCAUUGCUUGACUUGAGAAAUCAAGAACAUAUCGUGGCCAUGGUCUCCGACACUGCCCGAAAAGAGAUCACGACCAUUUUGUCGGCCGAUGAGGUCAUCCACCCGUCGUCCGAAGAUGCCUUCGUCACCGAAACCAAGACUUGGUCAGCGGGAGCGAACCGAAAGCCAGGCCUCGUCGUCCGCCCGGCCAACCUCACGUCGCUGCAGAAGAUCGUAAAGUACUUGUGUGAUUCGGAUUUGGAGUUCGCCGUCCGGUCCACGGGAACCGGCGAUGCUACCGCGCAGGAUGUCGUCAUCAGCCUGAGUGCGUUCGACGAUGUUCAGUUUGAUGAGGAGAAGAUGGAGGUGCUCUUGGGGGCCGGGCAGGAGUGGGGAAGCGUGUAUCCCAAGUUUAAGGAUAUCGCUCCUGGCUAUGCGGUUCCCGGUGCUCGGCAACCAUUCGUUGGUGUCGGUGGUUCAAUCCUCGGGGGAGGCGUCUCAUGGCUCUCCAUGGAGCAUGGCUUGAUUUCCAAUGCCAAGAACCUUCUGGAUGCUCAAGUUGUGCUCGCGGACGGAAGUGUAGUCUGGGCCUCUAGUGAGCCGGACCUGAUGUGGGCGAUUCGAGGUGGAGGCGGAAACUUUGGAGUCCUGGUCAAUGUGAAGCUUCGGGCAUACAAGGAAGACAAGCCGGUCUUCUUUGGGCCGGUCCUCUAUCCAGAAUCGUCCAUCGAGGCAAUUUCCAAAGCUGUCGCCGACUUCAUUCCUAAAAACAAGGAUCCCAAGGUCGCCAUCAUGGCGUUUGCGACGGAGCCCAACUCACCCCUCUUCCCCUUCCCCAGAGGGGUUGGACUCCUUCUCUAUGAUGCCAAUGGCGAGGAUUCGGGCCGAAAGAACUUUCAGUGGGCCUUCGAGAUUGAAGGGGCGAAGCCCAUGGUCGGGGAGAUGCCGUAUUACAACGUGGUCAUGGGAAAUGCUCAACUCAGUGCUCUCAAGGGGAAAACUUCUACCUUUGGACAAAGUGCUCUCGUCAAGGAAGUCGAUCCCGGACUCGUCGCUCGCUGCAUGAACUGGUACUUUAAGACGAUUGAAGAGGACGAAACCUUGGCUCAUGGCUCGUACGUGCUCUUUGAACAUGCUCAACCGGCUUGCUUCGGCUCGUCAGAAGGCAAGUCUGCCUGGCCUUACAACGAACCGGCCCAUCUUCUCCAGCUCGGUGUCGGCUAUCUACCAGAAUCAUCCUGCUCACUCGAUACCGCGAUGACCGUCCUUGGCGAAUCAUUUGGCAAGAUUGUCCCUGGGAUCACAAGUGCAGACUUCAUGCCGAACUUCAUCAAUCCCAAGUACACUGACAUCCCAGCCAUUUUCGGCAAGAACUACCAGAAGUUGAGGGAGGUCAAGACCAAAUAUGAUCCGAAGGAUAGGUUCUCUAGGGCACUGAUGCACAUCCCUCCCAUAUGGGGGGCAAUCUGAAGGCAAGAGAAUACGGGACGCGGUAUCUUGAUGGGUAGCUGUAAAGCCAGCUAACUCGGAGAAGAGUCUCGAUAGUUGAGAUAGCAAUCAGACUAUAGCACAGCACAAAUAGUAUAAUGAAGGUACUAGCAAAGGACA
Molecule: messenger RNA, 1858 nt
Organism: Eremomyces bilateralis CBS 781.70
Lineage: Eukaryota; Fungi; Ascomycota; Dothideomycetes; Eremomycetales; Eremomycetaceae
Product: FAD-binding domain-containing protein
Exons: 6
Coding region: 311-1720 (469 amino acids)
Molecular function (GO): oxidoreductase activity; FAD binding
Source: RefSeq, a predicted model, not a curated record